Messenger RNA from Aspergillus ruber CBS 135680, 3477 nucleotides. RefSeq names its product putative filamentation protein (Rhf1). The record is from RefSeq and is a predicted model, not a curated record. NCBI's taxonomy places the organism in Eukaryota, Fungi, Ascomycota, Eurotiomycetes, Eurotiales, Aspergillaceae. The transcript is spliced from 5 exons. Gene Ontology annotation, molecular function: protein binding. Bases 1 to 3477 code for a protein of 1158 amino acids.
AUGACUGGUGAUUCGGAGAAGGCGCAGCGGUAUAUUUCUGCCCUGGAUACGGCACGAUGCCAGGACAGAUGGGAUGAAGUCCCUGAAUUGAUCCGAAAGGUGACCAAGCAUGCACCUCACAAGACAUACUACCUAGAGGUCGCUAGGGCCGAAUCCAAGGUUGCUGCGCAUGAUAAGGAACGGCCGUCGACCGCUCAAUCGUCUUCGUUCAAUCUACACGAAUUAGUACCCUCGCUCUUGUCGAUUGUUGAGAAACCGGAUGCGUCACCGCAGGAGAUACUCCAAACACAAGCUUGUCUGGGUUGGAUACAUUAUACACUCAAUGAAGCGGGGAUAGCAGCAUCUCGUCUGCCGAACGACUUUGGAGAGACGGUGAACAGCAUCUCGGACAAUGGCCAAGAGCCUUCCUCAUGGACACGAGUAUGUCUCGUCAAGGGGUGUUACUUUAAAAGUGCUGGGCUAUCCGCGGAUUCGAAACCUAAUGAUGCACUGGAGGCAAUCAGCUCGCUCACGCCGUGGCUGAGUAGCCAUAGUCAGACAUUCUCGAGUACCCCUCAGUUUUCAUAUUGGACCGAGAAGCUUCUAGGGAAGAGUGCACAGUUAACCGGCGAUCAAAUAUGCGCUAAUACCGUCGUUGUCGACGAUAAGUUGAUGGGAACUGCCUUGACUUCAUUCCGAUUAUGGUCUGCGCAUCCCGUCGCAAAACAACCAUCCUCUUCCCAAGGGCAGAAGCUCGCUACCUGGAAAUCAUAUUACGAUUCCUUGACAGCUAUCCUGCAACAUGGCCUACCAUAUGUACCUGCGACUAGCGAACCUGAACGCCCUCAGCUUGCUAGCGAAUUGCGCCGUGUGGAGUCGAUUUAUGAAGCGAAUCUCCUACAAAGUGUCAUGUUUCCCACAGCAAAUAGCACGAAUUCGCAAGUUGAGGAGUGGGUUGAGCAAAUAAUUGCGAAUUGGGAAGUACUCUGUGGGGGCCACUGGCGGGAUGAAGAUCUCGGGGAAGGAGGCCAAAGUGCUGUUUCACGGAAUGUUCUUGAUAUUUUAUACCGUGCUGCUACUAAGACGUACCACUCCCACUUGAUUCUUCGACGCCUGUUCCACGUCCACUCUGCAGUGGCGGAAUUCGAUCUCGCGCUCAAAGCUCUCGACUCGUACAUAGAGAUUGUCAUUAGUGCCAAAGAGCGCGCGGAAAAAGCAGCAGAAUCGGGCGAACUCGAGGACGACAGCACUUUAUUGAGAACUCUCUCUGAAGGAGUUAGCAUGCUGUGCUGCUUUGGCUCAGAAAGGGAAGCGGAGAAAGCGAAGGAUUUGGUCGCACUCAUCCAGAAGGUCGUUGAUAGGCAUGCUCAGGAAAGCGCCAGUGGCCAGGGAAGUGACCAGCAGCCUGCUGGGCAAAAAACAAACCCGCCAUAUUCCGGGGACGUCCCUCCUGCAGUCCUUGCCAUGGCAUACAGGGCUAUCGGUGUCGGACUUGCGAACUGGGCUUACUGGACGCCAAUAAACGAGGCUCGGGAUGACAUUCGAGCCGAAGCAAUUGAAUAUCUAGAAAGAAGCAUUGCUCCAGAACUGGAAGAUGAGUUGAACUACUCAUCACUAUACACUCUUGCCCUUGUGCUGGCGGAAGAUCGUGAUCUGGAUGGUGCAAUCGACUACGUCAAAUCAGCACUUACAUCCAACACCCAUCCUACCAAUCAGGCAGACCUCGCAAGGGCACGGGAUCUAGUGUCCUUAUGGCAUCUUCUCGCGCUUCUGCUGAGUGCAAAGCAUGAUUUUGCCAUGGCUGAGCGUUCAUGCGAAACCGCAUUUGAGCAGUUCCCAACUGCUGUUACAUCGCAUGAUAAACGCUCGCAAAAACAGCAUCUGGACGUUCAACUCGAUGCAUCAGAUCUUAAGCACGCCCUAGUUGAUCAGUUGCGAGGCCGGGAGAAAGAGCGUAUUAUCGAGACGCGCGUGACGCAACUUGCAUUUGUUGAGAUCAUGGAGGGUCCAGAGGCUGCUGUUAACCAUAGCCAUCAGCUCCUCAGUCUUUUCGCCACUCUAUUCCAAAAUCUCGAAUUGGAGGGUGAAGGCAGUAGCAAAAAUGUGAAGACCAACCAGACAGAUCAUCUCAUUCCACCGAAAAGCUCCGCUGGAACCGUGAAAACUUUCCGUGGUAGCAUAUUUUCACGGAACAGGGUAUCCCGUCUGCCAGAACGGAGGUUGGAGUCUGGAGGUGAUCACACCACAAACGGCGCAAGAGAGCAGCCCCAUGGCGCUGAAGGAGCGCCCUCCAUUCAGGUCACAGACGAGGAUACAAAUCCCCCUGAUUCUAGUGGACAGGGAGUAGGAAAGUCGGACUCGGUGAAGCAGAAAUUUAGAAGGCGUGCCAGUAGCGUUAAGAAGCCUGAAAACCUUCCAAAACAUGAUUUUAUGGCGAAUGGGGAGGGGAUACCGGAAGCAUCUGAUAUCGGGACAGCACAGCAAACUCAGAAAGAGGCCAAUCACCAGCACACAGUUGGAAUUGCAGUGUCUGAAGCCGUUCCGUCAUCUGAUCAGAGCGCCAAACAACCUCUCUGGCCUAUUGCUCACAACAUGAAGCACACGCACCAGCCUUACCCCUCUGGGCAUCCGAAACAGCCGCCUGAGCAAGACGUUCGACUGCCGACCUCUUACAGAUUCGACUCACCCACAAGUGCAGUAACUAGAUUCCCCAUUUCCCAAGCCCAGAAACACGCACUUGGGGUCCUCGUCAAGAUCUGGCUCCUCAUUGCUGGGCUUUACCGACGAGCAUCAUUAUUCGACGACGCACAGGAAGCAUGCGAAGAGGCUUCCAAGCAACUCAGCCGCAUAGAUGCACUUGUUGCAGCACAGAACGCAUCCGCCAAAUCCUUCAGCAACCGGGGCUGGGGUGUGUCCAGGAGUUCCGAAGAGCUCUGGGCCGAUCUCCAAGCUGAACAAGCAUAUCUCUCCAUAGCUCAAUCGCGACCUCAUGAAGCAAUAGAGCAGUUCGAGACAGCACUGAUGCGUGACCCCGAUCAUCCUAGAGCCACCAUCGGGCUAGCAAACUUGCUCCUCGACAUCUGGGAUCAGACAAUGCCUGCAGAAACUCCUCAGUCCGAAGUGACAUACGAUGCUUCGACACUCUCCUUCUUACCGUCGUCGAAGCAGAACUCGCAGAGCGACUCUGCUCGUCUGCUAGGUGUCACAGAGCCACACAAGCCUCAGGAUCUCAAAUCAGCUUCGCUUUCUCCAGAUGAAGAACCCAAGUUCCUCAACCGUCUCGCCGCUCGCGACCGCGCUUAUGGUCUCUUGUCGACUUUGACCAAGCGUGGCAGCUCUUGGGAUAACUCUGAAGCUUGGUAUGCUCUAUCCAGGGCCUAUGAAGCUGGAGGGCAGAUCGAAAAGUUGAAGGAGGUUCUAUGGUGGUGCAUUGAACUCGAAGACCGACGGCCCAUCCGGCACUGGUCGAAUAUUGGCUCUGGUCUAUAUGUUCUUUAA